UGGAUGGGUUGCGAUUUGUACUAGUGGAAGGGAGGGACCGCUUCAUGGAAAUCGCAGCUUCACAAUCCUGAUUCCAAGUUGUUAAAGAUCUUCAACGAAAGAUAUGGAAGAAAAGCAAAAUGAAAGCCAGAAUUUUAGAACAAGUAAUAGCUGCCUCUCUGAAGAAGGGGGAACAUACAAGGAAUCAACCAGACGUAGCAGAAAUGAUGCUGAGAAAUCAUUCAGAAAAAGCUUCAGACUAGACUAUAGGUUAGAGGAAGCUGUAACUAAGUCACAGAAAGGAAAGGAUGGAAGAUACAUCAACCCUUGGCCAACAUGGAAAUAUCCAUCUCUUCCAAAUGUUCUGAAAUGGAUAAUAAUGGAAAAAGAUAACAGCAAAAUCCCACGUUGCAAAGAGGAACUGGACAAAGAACUUCCAGUGCUUAGGCCAUAUUUUGUUGACAAACCUGAACAAGUUGGAAUGAAGAAAGGUGGUUUACGAGUCACAUGGCUUGGACAUGCAUCAGUUUUGGUGGAAAUGGAUGAAGUAAUUUUUCUCACUGACCCUAUUUUCAGUAUGCGGGCUUCACUGACACAGUUCAUUGGGCCAAAACGCUUUCGCAACCCACCAUGUACAGUAAAUCAGCUUCCCAAAAUAGAUGCGGUUCUAAUCAGUCAUACCCACUAUGACCACUUGGACUAUAAUACUGUACUCAGUUUAAAUGAGCGCUUUGGAGACACUGGUUAUUGUACUGCUUUUGAAGAGAUAGGAAAACGAUUUGGACCUUUUGAUCUUGCAGCUAUUCCCAUUGGUGCUUAUGAACCAAGGUGGUUUAUGAAAUACCAACAUGUAGACCCUGAAGAAGCUGUAAGGAUUCACAUCGAUGUUCAAGCCAAGAAAUCUAUAGGUAUUCACUGGGGAACCUUUGCCUUAGCAAAUGAGUAUUACUUGGAUCCUCCUAUGAAAUUGAAAGAAUCUCUAGAGAGGUAUGGAAUCAACAAUGAAUAUUUUUUCGUCUUGAAACAUGGAGAAUCAAAAGACAUAAAGACUGAUGAUGAAAACCUUGAAUAAAUAUGGAUGAUAAGGACU
This is a messenger RNA of Gracilinanus agilis (Agile Gracile Mouse Opossum), 1069 nucleotides long. RefSeq names its product N-acyl phosphatidylethanolamine phospholipase D (gene NAPEPLD). The transcript is spliced from 6 exons. Gene Ontology annotation, cellular component: cytoplasm; membrane-bounded organelle. The record is from RefSeq and is a predicted model, not a curated record. NCBI's taxonomy places the organism in Eukaryota, Metazoa, Chordata, Mammalia, Didelphimorphia, Didelphidae. The coding region runs from base 104 to 1051 and encodes 315 amino acids. Gene Ontology annotation, molecular function: N-acylphosphatidylethanolamine-specific phospholipase D activity; zinc ion binding. Gene Ontology annotation, biological process: N-acylphosphatidylethanolamine metabolic process; N-acylethanolamine metabolic process.